Phlebotomus argentipes is the source of this 339-nucleotide messenger RNA. RefSeq names its product protein GVQW3-like. The record is from RefSeq and is a predicted model, not a curated record. The transcript has a single exon. Lineage: Eukaryota; Metazoa; Arthropoda; Insecta; Diptera; Psychodidae. Bases 1 to 339 code for a protein of 112 amino acids.
AUGCCCAAAGACAAGGUGGAGCAGAGGAUUAAUCUCAAGUUCCUGGCCAAAUUGAAGCACACGGGAAAGGAAAGUUAUGACAUGCUGAAGGAAGUGUACGGAGACGAUUGCAUGUCGCGUUCGCAAGCUUUUGAGUGGCACAAGAGAUUUCGCGAUGGUCAGGAGGAAGUGACGGAUAUCGAGCGUCCUGGCAGGCCAACGACGGUGACGGACGAGGAGAAUGUGGAGAAAGUGAAGCAGAUAAUUCAGGAGAAUCCCAAUUUGAGCAUCCGGGCGAUAGCAAAAAUCCUGGGAAUCACGAAUGGUUCUGUGCAGAGAAUCGUGAGGGAAAAGAUUUAG